AGCCGCCGCUUGGCUUCUUUCACACGGGUUGCUUCGGAGGAAUCCGCCGUGCAAAUCUGUCCGCCCCCUUGGCCACUGAUCCCCCGAAGAGCUUCUGUCGCCGCUCUAGGGUAAAGGAGAGCUGCCCCUGCCCCUGCCCCCGCCUAUCCGAGAAUAGAGACAUUGAAGUUUGGGACAAGAUAUUUAUCUAACUUCUGUGUCAAAAUUAGCGACCUGCUAUGGCAAUGAAGAAAGAAACUGAAUUUGUCAUUUUCACCUGAAGAAAAAUGAUAGACAAAAAUCAAACCUGUGGUGUAGGACAGGAUUCUGUGCCCUAUAUGAUUUGUCUGAUUCACAUACUCGAAGAAUGGUUUGGUGUGGAGCAGUUGGAGGACUAUUUGAAUUUUGCAAACUAUCUCUUGUGGGUUUUUACACCACUAAUACUUUUAAUACUUCCUUACUUUACUAUCUUUCUUCUCUACCUUACUAUUAUUUUCUUACACAUUUAUAAGAGAAAGAAUGUAUUGAAAGAAGCCUACUCUCAUAAUUUAUGGGAUGGUGCAAGGAAAACAGUGGCAACUCUGUGGGAUGGACAUGCAGCCGUUUGGCAUGGUUAUGAAGUUCAUGGAAUGGAAAAAAUACCAGAAGAUGGACCAGCACUUAUAAUUUUUUAUCAUGGAGCUAUUCCUAUAGAUUUUUACUAUUUCAUGGCUAAAAUAUUUAUACACAAAGGCAGAACUUGCCGAGUAGUAGCUGAUCACUUUGUCUUUAAAAUUCCAGGGUUUAGUUUAUUACUGGAUGUGUUUUGUGCUCUACAUGGACCAAGAGAAAAAUGUGUUGAAAUUCUGAGGAGUGGCCACUUGUUAGCUAUCUCACCAGGUGGAGUUCGAGAAGCCCUAAUUAGUGAUGAAACUUAUAACAUCGUAUGGGGUCAUCGCAGAGGCUUUGCUCAGGUUGCAAUUGAUGCAAAAGUGCCCAUUAUUCCUAUGUUUACACAAAAUAUUCGAGAAGGAUUUAGAUCACUUGGAGGAACAAGGUUAUUUAGGUGGCUUUAUGAAAAAUUCCGCUAUCCAUUUGCUCCAAUGUAUGGAGGUUUUCCAGUGAAGUUACGGACCUAUUUAGGCGACCCCAUUCCGUAUGACCCACAGAUAACAGCGGAAGAAUUAGCUGAAAAGACGAAGAAUGCUGUUCAAGCUUUGAUUGAUAAGCACCAAAGAAUACCAGGAAACAUUAUGAGUGCUUUGUUAGAACGUUUUCAUUGAUAACAAAGGGUCAACUAGAAGAUGAUUUAGUACAUUUAUAUUAAAUGUUUGUAUCUAAGGUACUGUCUUCUGAAUUUUGUAGGUCCUAUAAUUAGUAUUUUUUAAAAAAAUCAUGUUAAUAAGCAUCUUUCACAGAAUUCGUUUCUUUAAAAUAGUCAAUUUUGUUUUUGCAAUUGUGUCAAAUACUAACAAAUUACACACCUAGUAAUUCAGAAAAAGAUGUCUUAUUUGUAAAUUCCUAACAAUUUAUGCUAAACAUAUAGAUUCUUAAGUUUAUUAAUAACAGCAGUUUAGGUUAAACAAACAUUCCUGGAUAAUGCGUUAAAUUUCUGUAUCUGUCGCCCUGAGCUGAUUUUGAAAGAUGGUAUAAGCUAGGGGUUAGUAUAGUUGUUUAAGUUAGAAAAAACAUGCUGUUGUCUGCCCCUCAUUCCCUUCAUGACCUUGGGCAAGUCACGUAAUGUUUUUGUGCCUCAACAAUUCACUUUUUAAAAACAUGAUCGUAUGAUGAAUGAUAUUAUUUUGUUAUUUAUAUUUACUGUGAUUGAUAACUGUUGAACCAAAAUAAUAAAAUAAUUAAUUUAAACAAUGUCAAAAUCCUUUAGCAGUUAUGUAUAUAUUUUCUCCAUUGUGUGUUUAAAUUAUGUCAUGUCCAGUUGCCAAGCACAAUGAAAAAGAUGUAUUAUUUUUUAAAUUGAAUAAAAAAUUAGGAAAAAUAAAAUUUCUAAUUAUUAUUUUUAGUAUGAUAUUUUUAACAAGAGUCUAUAGGCAAACAAUAUAGGGUGUGCUGUGCAUUGUCAGCCCUAUACUGUGGUCUUAAUAAUGCCAGCUUAAAAAUCACUGUUGUGCUCUGCAUUUCGUGUGUUAGAAGCUGAUUCUAGGCUGAGGAAAGCAAGAGUUCUCUACUUUUGCUCAAUAUUGAGGCUUACCCAGUUUGACUCUACAGCCAGUGAAGUGGUUUAUUGCUUCAAUAAAAAUAUACUUGAAUGAUGAAUUUAUUUAUGUUUUGUUUUGUUUUUAUUUAGAGAUGGGGUUUUGCCAUGUUGGCCAGGCUGGUCUUGAACUCCUGACCUCAGGUGAUCCACCUGCCUCAGCCUCCCAACUUGCUGGGAUUACAGGUGUGAGCCACCAUGCCCAGCCUGAAUGAUGAAUUUAUGUGAACACAAAGCCCUCUGAAAAAUUAAUGAUUUUCAAUUUGUUGUCUUCUUGAAAACUGAAUUUAAGUAUUAUUUAAACAGAAAAGUGUCAGAAAUCAAAUGCAGUAUCUCCCUCUCCCUUUUUUAAAUGUUGAAUUAGUAGGGUUUUUGUAUAGCUUUUUGUAUUGUGUGUAUUUAUGAUAUGUGAAAUGUACAUAAAAUUAAACAAUGUGAAAAUAAA
Homo sapiens (human) is the source of this 2615-nucleotide messenger RNA. It is a transcript of the gene TMEM68, whose product is annotated as transmembrane protein 68. The transcript has 8 exons. Gene Ontology annotation, cellular component: endoplasmic reticulum membrane. The record is from RefSeq and is marked validated. The coding region runs from base 267 to 1241 and encodes 324 amino acids. Lineage: Eukaryota; Metazoa; Chordata; Mammalia; Primates; Hominidae. Gene Ontology annotation, molecular function: diacylglycerol O-acyltransferase activity; 2-acylglycerol O-acyltransferase activity; acyltransferase activity.